GUUACCCACUUAUAUAUAAAAACAUUUCAUUUUAAGAAGCUGAUUUUAUAAUUCCGACAUAUUGCCCAUUUAGUAAGCCAUUCAAACGAAUGGCACUUAAAAUAUGAUGCCAAAAGCAUUUUUCUCGCUACAAUUACGUUGAGGGCAUCCGUAGACUUCCGUGACAUCCUAGCACGUUUUGAAAUACAGCUGGCUGGCACAGAGUGUAGCAUACUUUGCCGGGUGUGAAGUGUCCCCAGGGCGUUAUAAAUCUAUAUCCAUUGGCAGAGGAGCAGGGGUAUUGGUUGGAAGAGGGGGACAGGGGGCAGGAGUUGCCAGGGAACACCAGAGGACUCGAUGGAAUUUUUCAAUUGUUAUUUCAUCUGGCAUGUGCGGCCAGUCAGUCAAGUGGCGAACCGAACAGAACCGAAAGCAAUGGCUUAGCAUUCCGGACCGUCACGGCCUGCGGCUUGAUGACCACAAAACCAAAUAACCGAAAACGAGAAACAGGGAACUCAGAGCCGUGAAUCGGGCAGAGGCGUUAAUUGAAAUCCGGCUUAGGAACCGAAUCGCCGGUUAACCCGAGGCGCCCCCAAAUCGGACAUCAUGCAGCCAUUAAACAAUAACACUUUCAGCCGACCACACAUGGUCCAAACUACACACACCCACACUUACGUACAAACAGGAGAGUCCUUUAACAUUUCGCUGGAUGAUUUGUGGUGCAAUAAAGAAUGCCAUUUAAUACCGGGCCCAGCUCUUUAACCUUUUCGAACCCGUACUAGAACCCGAUUCCGAACCAGAAUCGAAUCGAAUCGAAAAACGAGAAACGGGGAAUUGGCAAGCGCCAAAACUAACAAGCUCAUUCUCAAUUUAUAUUAAAUCGAAAGUCCACAAAUGGUUCAGCUGACCCCAAAAACAACAAUGGGGUCAUCCACAGAUACACGCACACGUACACGCAUUUGUAUACAUUUAUUCAGUGGCGUAUAGCGCGGGGGGUUUUGGGGUUAAUACUACAUAGAUCUAGGGCUUUCAUAUUGCUUGAUAUAGGUAUUUUAUUAAAAUUCUUUUGUGAUUUGAAUAUGAUAAAUACAGAAGUGAACCAUUUAAUACAAAAUAGUUUUAGAGAUCUUUUAUGUUGUUUAUGAAACAUAAAAAAAAAUGCAGUAACUAAUAUUGUAACUAAUCUAACUAUAAUCAUAUCUCAUUUUCUAAAUACCCCUUUUAAUACAGACUUUCGUACGCCACUGUGUACAUGUAAUAUACGUAGUAUACUUAUGUACGACUAUAGCUAUAGAGCGGGGUAAUCUUAUCGUGCAGCAAGCCUUUUUCCGCUUGGCUAGGGAUGGGCACUGAUGGGUUAAAAGGGGGCCCAUAUCACCCAGUUGUAUGUGUGUGUGUGUCUCUCCAUCUGUGUGUUUGUGCGUCUCUCUCACUCUCACCCACACCACCCACUCUCUCUAUCUCUCUCUCUCUCUCUCUUUGCCAAUCUAUUUCUAUCGAAUUCUCUUACUAUUGCCUCCUCGAAAACAUUACAAAACAAAUUAAGUCAAUCAAAAUAAAUACAAAGCAAAUAUAUGUUAAAAAAAUAAAUAAACAACAAUAAAAGUAGCAAGAACACAGUCAAAAAAACAAAAAAAAAAUGAAAUACUUUCAAAACUCGUUUAGGAAAUCGCGUAUCGGAGAUGGAGCUUCAGAUCCAGAUUCCGAUUGGACACGAUCGAACCAGCGCUGGAUGAAGCUGCGCACCACCGUGCAGAUCUCAUCGGCGAUACAGAAGAAACCACCGCUCAAGCGCGAAGACUCCUUCCUGAAGCGUUUCUCGACAAGACAGAUACCCGAAACACAGGAAACUGUUGAAGAUACGGGUUCAGAAAGUGCCUCUGGUGACGUCGAAAAGAGUGUUAAACGACGACGACGCUAUCUGCAGAAACGACGAUCUGUUGUUAAUCCAGAUGAAAAUUUUUACUUCUAUUGGUUAAUGAUGUUAACUGUAUGUGUUCUGUAUAAUCUAUGGACCCUAAUUGUGAGGCAGAGCUUUCCUGAACUGCAGCAAUCUGUGCCCACGUUCUGGCUCGUCUGCGAUUCGAUGACAGAUGUUGUAUUUAUCUUAGAUAUAAUAGUUCAAUUACGCACAGGCUAUCUGGAGCAGGGCCUAAUGGUAUACGAUGACAGGAAGCUGGCCUGCCACUAUGUUCACUCGCGCGACUUUAUCUUCGAUAUGAUAGCGCUGAUACCAUUGGAUCUGCUGCAGCUCAAGAUGGGCACACAUCCGCUCUUGCGUUUUACGCGCUUUUUUAAAGUUUAUCGAUCUGUGAGAUUUUAUUACAUCGUAGAAAGUAGAACAGUUUGGCCAAAUUUAUGGCGCGUUGUUAACCUAAUUCAUAUCCUGUUAAUACUGGCACACUGGUUCGGUUGUUUCUAUUUUUUACUCUCCGAGGCGGAGGGUUUUCAGGGCGAUUGGGUCUAUCCGUAUCGACCCGGGGACUAUGCCACCCUGACGCGCAAGUAUCUGGGCAGCCUGUACUGGUCGACCCUGACACUGACGACCAUUGGGGACCUGCCCACGCCCGAGACGAAUGCAGAACCGAACUUUUCGGUGGACGGCCCGCGAUCAAUUCCGAGGCGAGGCAUUAAAUCGCGCCUGCUUCAAUUCGGCUCUAGCUAUGGAUAUAUUUUUACGAUCGUUAGCUAUUUGAUUGGUGUUUUUAUCUUCGCCACCAUUGUGGGCCAAGUGGGCAAUGUGAUAACGAACCGAAAUGCGAAUCGCCUGGAGUUCGAGCGCCUGCUGGAUGGGGCCAAGACGUAUAUGCGGCACCACAAGGUGCCCGGGGGGAUGAAGCGUCGCGUGCUGCGGUGGUACGACUACAGUUGGUCCCGCGGAAGGAUACAGGGUGGCGGUGACAUCAAUACCGCCUUGGGCCUCCUGCCCGACAAGCUGAAAACCGAAUUGGCCUUACAUGUCAACCUCAGCGUGCUGAAGAAGGUGACCAUUUUCCAAGAGUGCCAGCCCGAGUUCCUCCACGAUCUCGUGCUCAAGAUGAAGGCCUACAUCUUCACGCCGGGCGACUCCAUCUGCCGAAAGGGCGAGGUGGCCCGCGAGAUGUUCAUCAUCGCCGAUGGCAUCCUGGAGGUCCUCAGCGAGACGGGCAAGGUCCUCACCACCAUGAAGGCUGGCGAUUUUUUUGGCGAAAUCGGCAUCCUCAAUCUGGACGGGCUGAACAAACGCACGGCGGAUGUGCGGUCCGUGGGCUAUUCUGAGCUUUUCUCCCUGUCCCGCGAGGAUGUCCUGGCGGCCAUGAAGGACUAUCCCGAUGCCCAGGAGAUCCUGCAGACCCUGGGUCGCAAGCGGCUGAUGGAGGUGCGCUGCGUGAACAAGAAGUACGCCAAGGCCCAGAGCGACAAGGAGGCGGCGGCCUAUGCGGCGGCCCAUCCGCACCACCACCCAGCCCACCACCAGGGUCAGGUGCACCAGAGCGACAGCAGCGAGAACAGUGCCUCCAAGAAGAUCGUCGACAAGCUGAAGCACGACGUCAAGGGCUUCCGGAAUGUGCUCAAGAAGUCCAGGACCUCGCGGAAAAGCGAUGAAUCCCUAGAGAUGCAACCCCUGCACAACACCUCGCCCCGUGGCAGUAAGAUCCUGUUGAAGCGAAUGUCGCGGGUGAGAUCGGACGAAAAGGAUGCGGACAGUGCCGAGGCCAAGGACGAGUUGCACGACAAGACGCCCAGCCCCAUUGGGGCGGGGCUGCCGCUGCUGCAGCGCCUCCGGCUGCUCAAAGAGAAGCAGGAUCGCGAAGAGCGAGCUGUUAAGUCCACACCACCACAGAAAUCUCCACCUCACUCACAUGUAACGUGUACGUUAUCGCCGCAGGAAUCGAUCCAGGAGGAGCCCGAACGCGAGUUCAGCGAAGGCUUUCCCCUGAUCCAGCGACUGCAGCAGUUGAAAAUUAAGAACGAGCCGCAGGCAAACGCUGCCGAACCCGGCGUCGUCAUGGUCAACACGCCGCCCAAUAUCAGCAGCAAGAUAGAUUCGCAUUUUGGGGCCAGCCAGGGAGUUGGAUCGGUUCCGGGACUAAAUGGUGGAGGCAUCUCGGCGCCGGGACAAUCGCUGACGGUGGCCCAGAUCAAGCCCAUCAUGAAGGUGUCGUUCAAGCAGAAGAUCCAGCAGUUGCAGGGCGGCGGAGCAGCCAGCAGCUCCCCAGGGCCGAGUACCGGAGCCAUUGCCAAGAAGGAGCCGCCCAAGUCACUGGCCCUGGUGGCCAAGCAUGCCACAUCCGACGAUCCGGUGGCCACAGCUGGAGUGGGAUUGGGAGCUGGCUCUGGCAUAGCCACCAUAUCGAAAAGGGUGGUCAAACCCGCCCACAGGAUGGCCACGCCACUGCAGUCCGACACGGACACUGAUGGCACGCCCAUCAAGCCGUGGUCCAAGCUGAAACUGGCCACCCUGAUGUCCUCCAGCUACACAAGCUUGACCAAUUGCUCGCCCGAUGAUCUGGCCUCGCCGCUGAAGAACUACUCGCUGAGCAACAUACCCCAGCAGAUGGAGACGCAUACGCGACCACGCCACCACAGCGCCAGGAGCAGUUCAAGAUCACCACGCCACGGGCAUGGACAUGGGCAUCAUCACCAUCACCAUCAUCAGGGGCAGUCACUGGGUCAGGGGCCAAGCUCCACCAGCACAACGGGCUCGUCGCCUGGCCAAGUGAACCAGUUGGCCAGCAGUGCUGCCAAGAGGGAUUGCCUGCGUCUCCAGAAGCCGGAGCAGCAUCUGCCCGACGGCGAACUGACCGAACUGGGCGGCAAUGGUCGCAGGAAGCUCUACCAGAGCGUCUUCGAUCUCUCCCCGGAAUAUUGCGGUCUGCCGUUCGUCAAGCGCCUGAAGAUCCUCAACGAGCGCCAGAAGUUGGCCGAACUGGAGAGGGCCCUCCAGACCCGCAGCUUCAGCCUGGACUGCUCCAAAUCCGGGCCGGAUAGCAAGGUGCCCAUCUCGGAGUCGUUGUAUCGCUGCUACAGCGACACCUCCGGCAUCUAUUCGCAGUUCCUCAGCACUUACGAGUCGACCACCAGCUCCACCUCGAUAUCCACCAAUACUUCCGCUUCCGCAUCGGCAUCCGCCUCCGCAUCCGCAUCCGCUUCGGAUAGCAACUCCCGCCAGUUGCAGUAUGUACCCCUGCCAUUAAGUCCCGAAUCCAAUGAGACAAUGGAGCGUCGCAAGCUGAAGAGUAUACUCAAGAAGCUCCAGAUGGGCGGUGGUCAGGAGGAGGAGGCGGGUUCAAAGGUCAACGCCAGUGGCACCACCAAAAAGGGCCAGGGUUUGCCGGCGGAGCCGACCUUGGAAGGCCCGCCCGCCAGUGCCAAGGAGGAGUUGGAAUCUCCCUUCGGCGGUGCUGCGGCGAUCGGUUCGGUUAAUAAUAAAAAUAAUGGUUGCGGUACGGGUAACGGUAACGGUACGGGUACAAGCACGGCUACGAUUAACGAUAAUAGUGCCAAUGCGAGCAAUUCGAUAUCGCGUCCGAACAACAGUGCGUAUGCGUCGUGUCCUCCACCGGCGGUGGCAUUUCCGUUUCCGGUGCCGGUGCCGGUCACAGUUCCGAUUGCCCCUGCAUCCGGUGCAGUUCCACUUCCGCUGGGAUCGGAGGCGGCGAAUGUCUGGUCGCCGACGUUGACGUUGGUAACGCCCACGAAUUCGCCGCAGGAGAGCUUCGCGUUUCCCGCCCAGCUUCAAAGGGAGGGGGAGUUGGGCGGCCACGGAAACGGAAACGGGCGCGGGCUCGUUGGUGGCGUUGGCAGCGCCUCAGCGGUUGGAGCCUCGGCAUCCGCGUCCGCAUCCGCAUCCACAUCCGCCUCGUAUGUCGUCGAGUGCUCAUCGUCGUCGAAUCAGAUCCUCCAUGCCCAGUCCACCACUGAUUUGAAUUUGAAUUUGCAGCUCAGGCAGAACACGACCAGUGCGACCAUGGGCGGAACGGGUCCAGGGCCCCGGCUCGAAGGCUUCCCGGAGGCUCAGGACUACUUCAAUCAAAUCCUGAGCGGCAUCAAUCACGUAAUCAAGACGCACAUGAACGAGAUGCACUCCAAGUUCGAGACGCAGUUCUCCAGCAUGGCGGGCGAGGUGCGACGCCGCGACGCAAUCAUUGCCCAGCUGCAGCUCAAGCUGCGCUCCAUAGAGGCCAAGUCCUCUGGCCCAGUGGCAUCCACAUCCGCAUCCUCUUCCGCCUUGGUUCUGCCACUCAGCAGGCGACAUAAGCGCGAGAAGAUGUCCCAGUUGUCUGUGGACGACGAUGAACCGCCCGAGGAGGACAACAGUAGUUCGGGAUCUUCAGCGGAGCUUCUAUUUAUGCGCGGUGAUUCCCUGGACACGGUCUUCACCUCAUCGCCGCCCAUCCAGGGCGGCAGGCGCAGCAUAUCGCCAGGUCCAAGUCGUCAUCAUGCGGCCUCGGCGAACGCCCUGAACUGUCCGAGUAGCUACUACGGAGGACCCGGCUCCCUGAGCUCCCGCCACGCCCAAAGCCAUCCCAGCUUCUACUCCGGCCAGGGCAAUGGACGCAGUGGCCGCAGCAGUGGCUAUCGCGAGUGGAGCGGCGGAGCGGACAGCCUGGGCAGCGGGAGCGGAUCGAGCAGUGCCGUCAUGGUGGCGGAUGUUACGGGCAAUCUGGCCCGAUUGUCGGACAGCGUGAUCCUGGACAUUGGCGAGAGCUCCAGCUCGAGCUCCUCUUCCAGCAAGAUCAACAUAGCCGAUGUGGAUGACGACGAGGAGGAGGAAGAGGAUCCAGCGGCGCGGCAUCCUCGAGAGGAAGAGGACGUGGACGACGACGGCGGUGGUGGUGGAGGCGGCAGAUCGGCAAGCCACAAUGACUGGGAGGUGCGAAUGCUGGCCGCCGAAAUGGAGCGACAGGAGCGCAAGCGGGGUCACUCCCUCUCCGACAAUCUGGGUGAGCUGAAGCACUGCAGCACGUUCCUGCGGCGACGCCGGAAAUUCAGCGACACGGAGACGGAGUUCAGCGAGACGGACAUGGAGGAGCAGCUGGCCAGGUCGGGCAGCGGCUCCAUGGACCCAAGUGGCUCGACAGUGGCGUCUGGCUCCGGGGCCGGUGGAUCCACAUCCACAUCCGCGGGACAUCCGAGUGGCAGCCAGCGACCCCGGGCAUCCAGCUUGGAUCAGUUCAACCUGCGCUACGGCAUCGGGCGCGGAAUCUUUAAAGCAAUGAGCAUCGACCGUGAUAAAGACAAGCUUUGAGAACUAUAAUCACGACCAAAUCUAAAUCUAAGCCCAACCAGAUCCCGAUCCCCAUCCCAAUCGCAGCCAGAAGCAAGUUAAACCGCAGACAACCAAUAAGCAAUGGAAUUUGGACAGUAUUACCAUGGUACAAGAACUAGGUAUAUGAUAUGAUAUAUGAUAUACAAAACUAAGGAUAUGUGAGGACAUAUAGAUCUAUAUUCUAUAUAUGUUUAGCCCUAACGAAACCCCCCAGCAAAAAAUCGAUAUAUAUAUACAGAUAUACACAAACAAAGUAAAACCCGAAUGAGAUAUAUAUAUAUAUAUAUAUAUAUAUAUACAUAAAACAAACGUAGACUUAACGGAAACAACUAAUACUAAAAACCAAGAAACAACACACAAAUAGCCAGAGAGUGUUCCCAGCCCUGUUCCAAUUAUGAUUGUUUUCGCUUUCGUACAUUGCGUUCUUGUCCCAAUCAUUAUCCCUAUUGAAUGCCCAUGCGAAGAUUAAUAAUUUUUAACCAGAGGUUAUCUUAGGCAGCUUGAGGGUUUUUUGUCCUUAAGAAAAUUUUUUACUUUGCGGAUAACUUUGUGAGUUUUUGAAAAACAACUUAAAAUUCGUAGCUUAAUUAUUGUUAUUAAUUUUAUUUUCCAAUUUAAAGUAUUUAUUUACAUUAAUUCGUCCUAAUAAAAUGUAUUGCCCUUCGGUAAAAGUCAUGAGUGUGUGAAUAACUAUUUGGCAAAGUUAUUGAAUUAAAUAUUAAAAUAAUGUUUUCCGCUAGUUGUUUCAACUGUUAGAUUUUUCUAUAAUGUUAGUAAUGUUCCUUGUUCCGAUUAAAUAUUGCAACGGAAAUGAAUCUGCCGAUUUUAACAGCCUUUAGCAUAUUUUUUUGAAAUUUUUAUAAAAUUUGUGUGACUCCAUAAAAGAGUUUUUGUGUGUGUGUGUGCCAGAAACAAGAUCGAGAGAAGAUAAUUCCCACAUUAAACCGUCCUAAUAAAACGUCCAUGCCACGAUGUGCAUGUUUGUUCAUUUUGUGUGUAUCUGUAUCUGAAACUGCAAACCAAAUCUGCAUUUGUUUAUCUGUAUCCGCAUCCCAAUCAUCACGAUCUGAACCCAAAUUGGAAUAUUGGUCAGUUGCUCGUUUAGUUCGUGGACGACGGGGUCCUGGGUCUCUCUACAGAUGUAUAUACCUCUUAUUGUUAGAGAAUAUGGAACAUAUAUAUACAUAUAUAUUUUAAGUACGUACAUAUAUACA
Drosophila subpulchrella is the source of this 8445-nucleotide messenger RNA. It is a transcript of the gene Cngl, whose product is annotated as pneumococcal serine-rich repeat protein. Gene Ontology annotation, cellular component: membrane. Gene Ontology annotation, biological process: transmembrane transport; monoatomic ion transport. The record is from RefSeq and is a predicted model, not a curated record. Lineage: Eukaryota; Metazoa; Arthropoda; Insecta; Diptera; Drosophilidae. Bases 1619 to 7210 code for a protein of 1863 amino acids. Gene Ontology annotation, molecular function: monoatomic ion channel activity; protein-containing complex binding. The transcript is spliced from 17 exons.